Molecule: messenger RNA, 2530 nt
Organism: Diospyros lotus (date-plum)
Lineage: Eukaryota; Viridiplantae; Streptophyta; Magnoliopsida; Ericales; Ebenaceae
Product: F-box/WD-40 repeat-containing protein At5g21040
Exons: 1
Coding region: 583-2283 (566 amino acids)
Cellular component (GO): preribosome, large subunit precursor
Molecular function (GO): protein binding
Source: RefSeq, a predicted model, not a curated record
CCGACGGUGCCAACCCACUGAAAACGGGUGAUCCGAGCGAAGCUUCCUUCCCGACACUUUCUCUAUCUUUCUUUCUUCGUUUCCUCUUAUCACAUCUUAUUCACAAUCUCUCUCUCUCUCUCUCUGAAAUUGAACGCCCCGAAUCCGCCGAUUCCUCCCGGCUCCUGCCCUAACGAUUGCUUGCUUGUUCCUAUGUCAGGUACCUCCAAACUCGAUUCAUCUUCUCUUACUUCUCUUUUGUAGAAUUACACAUUAAGCCUAACCGGCUCGCUCUUAAUAUUGUUUUCCAUUUUUUACCCCUUUGCCUUCCUUCAAUUUUUGGUUGGAUUUUUAUCGUCCAAUUCUCGUUCUAGAUUUCAAUCUUGCCCUUCUAAUCGAGGGAUUUGGGAGUUGGCUUCUAGUGUGCAGUUCUCUGUUCUAGGGUUUGCUCGAAUUGGGGGUUUUCUUUGGUGGGAGUUAAUUUUGUUUAGAUUGACAGAUAUUGUUGUCAGGUUCAAGCUCUGUUAGGGUUCCGAUUCUUGAACUGUUUGGAGCCAGAGGGAUCUGGGAUUAGGUACUUUAGGUGUAGGGUUAUAACUUUUUAUGGAAUUUGAAUGCGACAAAGCUACUGAGGUUGAUUUGUCAAACCAUUUGGUGCAUUCUGAGGAUAGGACUUCGGGGGAACAAGUUGAGUUCGACCGUCUUGGCUUCCGGAGUGAGAAAAAUAAUUUGAGGCCUGGGUCCAAAAUAGAAAUUGAAUCUGGAAAACCAGAACUCGAUAAAGAAUUUCAUCCCAAUAGGGGGGAUGUCACCUUGUGUGGUGGGAAACUGUUGCCUGGUCAUGAGGCUUUGUCCAACCAUGCUCUGUCCUUCACUGACCUUCCUUUCGCAUUGAUAUCUAAAAUAUUUAAUUGCCUUGACCCAAAGGAGCUUGGUGUGGCUUCCUGUGUAUCAACAUCUUUCUAUAAACUUGCAUCUGAACACCAAGUUUGGAAGGAAUUCUAUUGUGAGAGAUGGGGGCAACCCAUAGCCUCAGCCCAUUUGGGGUCGGAAUAUUCAGUCGAGAAAACAUGGAAGGAGCUCUUUGUAGAGAAGGAAAUUCGGAGCAAAACAUUUAUGGGGCGCUAUAACAUUGAUGUUCUAUAUGGUCAUACUGAAGCAGUUCGUGCAGUUUUUCUUUUGGCUUCUAAGAAGCUCAUUUUUACUUCCGGGUAUGAUUCAAUUGUUCGAAUGUGGGACAUGGAAGAAGGGUUGGCAAUUGCAUCAUCUCGGCCACUUGGCUGUACUAUCAGAGCAGUUGCAGCGGAUGCCAAACUUCUGGUUGCUGGGGGCACUGAUGGUUUCAUACAUGGAUGGAAGGCAGAUGAAGAUCUACCAUAUUUGUUCAAUCUGAGGGGUCCUCCGAGUCAGAAUACUUGCUUCCGACUUUGGGAGCAUGAAGGGCCCAUAAGUUGUCUUGCACUGGAUCUGACUAGAAUUUUUAGUGGCUCUUGGGAUAUGACCGUACGUAUUUGGGACCGUUCCACAUUGAAGUGCCUGAGGGUUUUGAGGCACAGCGACUGGGUUUGGAAUCUUGCCCCUCAUGAUAGCACUGUUGCUGCUGCAGCAGGAUCUGAUGUGUAUAUUUGGGACUGCAAUACUGCGAGUCAAAUUACUGUUGUUAAUAGUGCUCAUGUUGGUUAUACAUAUUCUUUGGCUCGAAGCCAUACUGGGAAGCUCCUCUUCACUGGGGGAGAAGAUGGGGCCAUUCACAUGUUUGAAAUACGCAAUCAUUGUCUGGAGAGCAAAUUCCAGCAGGUUGCAACAUGGAUUCCUCACUCUGGUCCCGUAAAUUCUCUUGCAUUUGAGUUCCCGUGGCUUGUUUCAGCUUCCGCUGAUGGAAAGCUUGCGCUUAUCGACGUGCGGAAGCUGUUAAAGACUAGCAGGCAUUCUCCAACGGGGAAACCAAAAAUUAAUCAUGCAGACCAGAAAAAUUUUGAGCCUCCCCACAGAAUGCUUCAUGGGUUUAGCAGCAAUUUGUUUUCAGUGGACAUUGGUUCUGAUCGUAUUGUCUGUGGAGGUGAAGAAGGUAUUGUCCGAAUCUGGAACUUCUCAGAAGCUCUGGAGAUUGAGAGGAGGGUCCAUGCUCUGAGGGCCAUGCGAUUGGAGAACAGGAUGAGGAGGCGCAAGCACCAAAUAGAUAUGAGCCGCAAGGGUAGCCGUGCUGAUCAAUGUUCUGUCGCAGCAAAGAAGAACCCCAUGAACAGUGACAGAACUGGUGCGUGGCAUAGCAAGCGUGGAGUGAGCGGCAAGCUUAAGGCGUAGAGUUGGAUCAAAGCCAGCCUUCCUUGCGUUGCAUUUUAUAUACUAGUACUGUAUUGCAAAAUAUUCCAUGGCUUAAGCAGGCUACAUAGCUUUCAACAGUCUUUGAUUAACAAAUUGGGAUCUUAUUGGAAUAUUGAUUUGAUUUUAGCAUUUGGCGUUGGGUCAAAGAUGUGUUGGUUUACCUUGUCAUACCUGAAAUCUUUUUCCUCUAUUAUGAAAAAUUUUCAUUGAUGCAUUUCUCGCGUCC